This is a messenger RNA of Oikopleura dioica, 537 nucleotides long. Lineage: Eukaryota; Metazoa; Chordata; Appendicularia; Copelata; Oikopleuridae. The record is from the annotation of a GenBank genome assembly.
AUGGAAAUGAGAUUGGAGAAACAGUGUGCUAAAAUGCAGCAGGAGUUGAACUUCUACCAGAAGACUCUCGCCACCAUCAAAGAAGAAAAAAAGGAGGCAUUCUUCCGCUCAGCAUCAAAAGUCGGACUCGAAGGAAUUCAACGCCUAGCGAAGUGCGCAGUAUGUUAUCAAGAAUACAUCGAUGCAGUCAAGCCCGUUUCAUUGCCAUGCGGCCACGUCAUCUGCAAAGAUUGCGCUGCGACGAUUUUCGACACAAUUAUCUACAUGCUGAAAAAUACGCCAAUGCGCAUCGGAAUCUUCUGCUACCUGAUAAGAUUGAUCAGCCCACUGGUGAACUACGGAAUCAUAGGAAUUCUCUUCUUCAUUUUGAUCAGUUGUUUGUUGCUUUUCAUCUUUUUACCAUCGUUUGACAAGAAAAAGAAAAACAAACCAACUGCCCAGCAAAUGUACACUGCUCUUGAGGCAAUCGCCAAAGAACUGCAUUCUGCUCAGGACAUGGACUCAGACGACUUAUCACCAUCCGAAGAAAGCCUUUAA